Messenger RNA from Pseudomassariella vexata, 324 nucleotides. Its product is annotated as thioredoxin-like protein. The coding region runs from base 1 to 324 and encodes 107 amino acids. The transcript is spliced from 3 exons. Gene Ontology annotation, molecular function: protein-disulfide reductase activity. The record is from RefSeq and is a predicted model, not a curated record. NCBI's taxonomy places the organism in Eukaryota, Fungi, Ascomycota, Sordariomycetes, Amphisphaeriales, Pseudomassariaceae.
AUGACUAUCCACAACCUGCAGUCCACCGAGGCCUGGAAGGAGGCCCUGAAGAACAACAAGGUCGUUAUGCUCGACUGCUUUGCGACCUGGUGUGGUCCUUGCAAGUCCAUUGCUCCCAUCCUGACCAAUUACUCCAACGAGGAGCAAUACAAGGACAUCUUCUUCGCCAAGAUCGACGUUGACGAGCUGCCGGAGCUGAGUCAAGAGCUCGGCAUCCGCGCUAUGCCCACCUUUAUGCUGUUCAAGGACGGCGAGAAGGCAGACGAGCUGGUCGGUGCUAACCCCAACGGCCUCAUUGCCCUGCUCAAGAAGGGAACUGAGUAA